CCCCCGCCUUAUGAACCGCGAGAAGACGACGACGACAUUUUGUGAAGCGGUUGGAGGAAGACAAAAGCAGCAAGAGGAGCGGCGGUCUUAUCGGACAAAGAGCGGCGAGGAGACAGACCCAGACGGCGCCGGCCUUCACUUACCUGACACUACCUGUCCCUAAGUCGUUUAUCGGUGACGUUUAUAGCAGCAGCCAUGAGCGACGUAGAGAAGAGUCACUUCGAGAGCAGAGAGUCACGAUCUCGUUCCAAGUCGGCGGCGGAAAGUGCUCCACGUGCAAAAUCUGACAGUCGGUCUCGCUCUCGUAGUGUAUCAAGAGGUUCCAAGCGGUCCCGUUCUCGCUCCAGGUCAAAAUCUCGUACUAGGUCUAGAAGACGCUCCCAUAGAAGAUAUUCUCGCUCCAGGUCUCGAUCACAUUCGCGCAGAAGACGAUCAAAAAGCAGAUCCCACAGCCCAGAAAACAGACGCAGGAGGAGCCGAAGUCGCUCUCCAAUGUCCAACAGGAGGAGGCACAAUGGUAGCAGGGCAAAUCCAGAUCCAAACCUCUGCGUCGGAGUCUUUGGUCUGAGCUUGUACACAACUGAACGAGAGCUAAGAGAUGUGUUCUCUCGGUAUGGCCCUCUCAGUGGUGUGAAGGUGGUUUAUGAUCAGCGAACUGGACGGUCAAGAGGAUUUGCAUUUGUCUAUUUUGAACGCGUAGAGGAUUCCAGAGAGGCAAUGGAACAUGCGAAUGGAAUGGAGCUGGAUGGUAGGCGGAUUCGUGUAGACUUCUCCAUCACCAAGCGGGCGCACACUCCUACUCCAGGCAUUUACAUGGGCAGGCCUACACAUGGAGGUGGCAGACGUCGAGAGAACUAUGACAGAGGAUAUGACCGGGGAAAUGAUAGAUAUGAAGACUACGAGCACAAAUACCAGAGGCGAUCACCUUCACCAUACUACAGUCGUUACAGAUCCAGGUCCAGAUCCCGUUCUUACAGUCCAAGGCGUUACUGACACCUUGAAGCUGGAGAAUUUUUAAUAUCUGAAGCAUCCAGUUAAACCUUCUUUUUUAAGACUUUAAUACAAUUUUUCAAUUUUGAAAGUUUUUUUUUUCUGUUGUACUGUUCUGUGAAUCUCAAAUCCAAUGGUAUUGCUGUAGCUCCAGGUUUCAGGAUAUCUAGUCUUCAAGAUCUCUAAGCAGGAAUACAUGGUUUUCCUUAAUCCCUAUAUUAGGAGGAUUAAUUUUUUUUUUUUUCUGUGAACAGAUUAUUUAAUCAGCGUUCUGAUUGCAAUGAACUAUAUUUUGUGAUGGAAAUCUCAUGUAUAAUAAAGCAGAAGCUUUGACAGAC
This is a messenger RNA of Bufo bufo (common toad), 1328 nucleotides long. It is a transcript of the gene TRA2A, whose product is annotated as transformer 2 alpha homolog. The transcript is spliced from 8 exons. The coding region runs from base 196 to 993 and encodes 265 amino acids. Gene Ontology annotation, biological process: positive regulation of mRNA splicing, via spliceosome. Gene Ontology annotation, molecular function: RNA binding. The record is from RefSeq and is a predicted model, not a curated record. Lineage: Eukaryota; Metazoa; Chordata; Amphibia; Anura; Bufonidae. Gene Ontology annotation, cellular component: spliceosomal complex.